GGGAGUUUGACGUGAAAGGCCGAGACGGAAGGGGUGCUCGGAGUGUGCUAAUAAAAAUCAAAUCUAACAUAAACAUCGCCAACUUGGCCGAAGCUUUCUUGUACUUCCGACUUCCGACUUCCGACACCGACCGAGGAGUCGAAGAUUUAGUCCUCAUACUCCAUUCCAUUCCGGCAACUCCUCUCAUAUCACCGUUUCCUGUUUCUUGUGUUUGAUUAUUGGAGGGAUGGGAGGCACUCAGAAGAGCUACACCACUAAUCCAAAUGAUUACAAGCUUUUAGAAGAAGUAGGUUACGGCGCCAGCGCCACCGUAUACAGAGCGAUCUAUCUCCCCACCAAUGAUGUCAUCGCCGUUAAGAGCUUGGAUCUCGAUCGCAUCAACAGCAAUCUGGAUGAUAUUCGAAGGGAAGCACAAACAAUGAGUUUGAUAGAUCACCCAAAUGUGAUAAGGGCAUUUUGUUCAUUUGUUGUGAAGCAAAAACCUUGGGUGGUGAUGCCAUUCAUGGCUGACGGUUCUUGUCUACAUCUGAUGAAAACAGCAUAUCCAGAUGGAUUUGAAGAGUCUGCUAUUUCUUCUAUCCUUAAAGAGACUCUCAAGGCAUUGGUCUAUUUGCUCACCAUGGUCACAUCCACCGUGAUGUUAAGGCUGGAAAUAUACUUCUUGACACUAAUGGAGUGA
Messenger RNA from Lactuca virosa, 679 nucleotides. The record is from the annotation of a GenBank genome assembly. Lineage: Eukaryota; Viridiplantae; Streptophyta; Magnoliopsida; Asterales; Asteraceae.